AUGUCGCAGCAAACGACCCUGUUCCCGGUCAUUCGCUCGAAGCUGGACCUGAAUGCUGCACAGUACCAGCAAAAUGCCGAAAACUGGAAACCCGUUCUAGAGAGAUUCGAAACGAUAUUGGAGAAAGUCAGCCGGGAAGGCGACGAUGAGAACGUCCGCAGACACAAUGACCGCGGACAAUUACUGUCUCGUGACAGAAUCGCGCUGCUGCUUGAUCCGGAGUCGCCGUUUUUGGAGCUGGGGAGCUUUGCAGGGGUUGGUGUCGAGACUUCCAACCCUUGCGCAAACCUGAUAGCAGGGAUUGGCAGCGUCAAUGGCUCACUAUGUUUGAUAAUGUCACACAUUCCGACCCAGAGUGGUGGUGCUUGGAACGAGAUUACAGUUGUUAAGCAAAGCCGUAUCAUGGAGAUCGGGCUGGAAAAUGACCUGCCACUGAUAUCGCUCGUGCAAUCGGCCGGUGUAUUCUUGCCGCAACAGUUCCGUGUCUUCCACAAAGGAGGGGAGUUGUUUCGUGACCUGUCUCUGCGAAGUCAACGUGGGCGCCCGUCGUGUGCAAUUGUAUUUGGCUCUUCGACCGCUGGUGGAGCCUAUCAUCCAGCCCUCUCCGACUAUACGAUCUUCGUCGAAGAUCAAGCCCAAGUGUUCCUUGGUGGACCUCCUCUGGUCAAGAUGGCGACGGGGGAGACGGUGGACGCCGAAGAUCUAGGCGGCGCAAGGGUUCACGGUUCCGUCACUGGGCUCGCGGACCAAAUUGCCUCUGACGAGUUCGAUGCCAUCCAGAAAGCAAGGGAAUGGGUCGGCACCCUCGACAGGCGGCCCAGAUCCUUAUCACUGGCUCAAAAUCCGGUCCUCCCGCCACGAUAUUCAGCAGACGACAUUUUCUCGAUUGUGAACCCAGACAUCCGCAAGCCGUUCGAUAUGUCUGAAGUACUACUGCGGAUCGUGGACGACUCCCGGCUAUCUAACUUCAAGCCCACCUACGGGAAGAACAUCAUCACUGCAUGGGCAAGUAUUACAGGACACACUGCAGGUAUCAUAGCCAAUCAAACACCAAUCAUCAAUCCCGACGAGGCGUCAAAAGCCGCCCAGUUCAUCCGCCUAUGUAACCAACAGAAUCUACCCAUCAUCUUCCUCCACAACGUCACCGGCUUCAUGGUCGGCACCAAAGCCGAACAUGCCGGCAUCAUCAAGAAAGGCGCCCAGCUCGUCUCGGCCGUCAGCUGCUCGACCGUCCCGCACAUCUCUGUCAUCCUAGGCGCCUCCUACGGCGCGGGUAACUACGCCAUGUGCGGCCGCGCAUAUCGACCGCGGUUCAUCUUCACCUGGCCAACGGGGCGGUGCAGCGUGAUGGGGCCCGACCAGCUUUCUGGAGUGAUGGAAACCGUCCAAGUGUCCAGCGCGAAGAGGAAAGGGAAAGUCGACAUGGCCAAGAUCCGGAAAGAGGUCGACCGCUUCCGAAACGACGUCCAGCGCGACAGUGAGUGCUACACGACGAGUGGCGUGGUGUUGGACGACGGGGUCAUUGAUCCCAGAGACACGAGGGAUGUGCUGGGGAUGUGUUUGGACGUUGUCAAGCUGGAGGAGGUCCGGGGGAGCAAGAGCUUUGCGUCACUGGCGAGGAUGUAA
This is a messenger RNA of Fonsecaea nubica, 1626 nucleotides long. RefSeq lists its product as hypothetical. Gene Ontology annotation, molecular function: ligase activity. The record is from RefSeq and is a predicted model, not a curated record. The transcript is spliced from 8 exons. Lineage: Eukaryota; Fungi; Ascomycota; Eurotiomycetes; Chaetothyriales; Herpotrichiellaceae. Bases 1 to 1626 code for a protein of 541 amino acids.